AUGUUCAUCGAUGGAAAAUAUCACUACAUCUGCGUCGCACCGAAAGAAUGGAAUAUACAUAAAAGAAAGGACCUUGAAAAAAUGAUGCUCGACAGCUGCUUAGACCAUCGAAAAAAGACUACCUGCAUCCACGGGGCCAACACCCAAAUUUCUUCGGUAUCUACCAAACUGGAAUACAACGACCUGAGGCUCUGGUUAAAGAGAACUGAUGAUAUAUCUGCAAGACCGAACUCCGGAUCUUAUUUUCCGAUGUUGCUCCACAUUCCUGAAUCAAAAUGUAAGUGA
This is a messenger RNA of Cotesia congregata, 285 nucleotides long. The record is from the annotation of a GenBank genome assembly. Lineage: Eukaryota; Metazoa; Arthropoda; Insecta; Hymenoptera; Braconidae.